ACUAUGAAAAAGGGGGUAAAAUUCACAAACAAACAUAUAUUUUUUUUUAAAGAAGGAAGAAGUUUUUUGGCAAUGUACUAUUUUUUAUAAGGGUGUAUUAAGUAUUAAGUUAGUUUCAAUAUUAGGUAUUAAUUAAUUUAUUUAUAUAUUUUAUUUUGGUUUCAAACCAUCCAGUUGGUGGCGGCAAUACACCUUUUUGAAUGUAGUCCGCCAUAAAACCCACAGAAGAAGAAGACGAAUACGAAGAUGAAGAAGAAGAAGAAGAAGAAGAAGAAAGCGAAAACGGAAAAAAACGAAAACGACAAAGAAGAAGAAAACAUUGAAGAAGAAAACAAAGAAGAAGAAAACAAAGAAGAAGAAGAAGAAGAAAACAAAGAAGAAGAAGAAAACGAAGAAGAAUAAAAACAUUUUUGCACGUUUGCAAUUUUCUGCACAUGCAGAGGUUACUUCUGGUUUCUACCACAGUAGCCGCAAUACAGUUUUCAUUGAUACAUCCCACAAUAUUUGGCUAUUUUGCAGAUUCAGUACAUUUAUUUAUACAUUUGUUUAGUCAUCAUGUCGGGAAUACCACCAGAUACCUGGCAGCCACCCACAGUGAGCCUGGAGACAACGUAAGCACCGAAUGGGUACAAUUGUAGUGGAACUGUACUGGAGACAUGCUCCCAAAACGUGCAAAAACUUUGCUGAGUUGGCCAGGAGAGGUUACUACAACAACACCAAGUUUCAUCGAAUUAUCAAGGACUUCAUGGUGCAGGGAGGAGACCCCACAGGAACAGGUCGUGGUGGUGCAUCCAUAUUUGGCAAACAGUUUGAAGAUGAACUAAACCCUGACUUGAAAUUCACAGGUGCAGGGAUCUUAGCAAUGGCCAAUGCAGGACCAGACACCAACGGAAGCCAGUUCUUCCUUACCCUAGGGCCUACUCAGUGGUUGGAUGGGAAGCACAGUAUCUUUGGGAGGGUGUGCCAAGGUAUAUCAGUUGUCAACCGCGUCGGCAUGGUUGAGACGAACUCACAAGACCGACCUGCCGAUGACAUAAAAAUCCUCAGGACAACUGUACCCAACUGAGACUCAUUCAUACAACCAGCAACUACUUUCUUGUACAGUCAUUGUGUCAUGAUUUAUGCCUUUGAUUCAUUUUGUUAUUCUCAAAUCAAUAAUGUAGCCUAACCAUUGUGGUCAUUAUCACUAAAAUGAUUGAGUGACAUGGUAGAAAUGACACACUUGAGAAUAUGCCUGAUGUUUAUCUAAUGAUUGCAGAUAAAUCUCAACCUGAAACUUGAA
Messenger RNA from Oncorhynchus tshawytscha (Chinook salmon), 1282 nucleotides. Its product is annotated as peptidyl-prolyl cis-trans isomerase-like 1. Gene Ontology annotation, cellular component: catalytic step 2 spliceosome. Bases 623 to 1066 code for a protein of 147 amino acids. The transcript has 4 exons. Gene Ontology annotation, molecular function: peptidyl-prolyl cis-trans isomerase activity. Gene Ontology annotation, biological process: protein folding; protein peptidyl-prolyl isomerization. NCBI's taxonomy places the organism in Eukaryota, Metazoa, Chordata, Actinopteri, Salmoniformes, Salmonidae. The record is from RefSeq and is a predicted model, not a curated record.